GCGACUGAGGGCGGACACGCUUGCCUCCACUUCAAUUGAUUCCCGACAUAGCUCACGAGACUCGUAUACACGCGACCUAAGCGGCGAAGAACUCGCCAUGCAGCCGCCUCCUAGGAAGAGCAACUAUACGAAGUUCUUGAAGAACUUGCACACGGAGCAGAUCGCAAAGCUCCAUGCGAAGAAUCAACAUGAAUGCGAUCUGCUUGAAGACCUGCGCUGUUACAUCGUCAAACGCUCGUCUAUCGAGAGAUCUUAUUCUGAGGCUCUCUUGAAAAUAUCCUCGGCUUAUCUGAACAGGAAGAUACCGAACAUUCCAGACAUAAAGGUCGACGGUGCGGAGGAGAAAUGGAACAUGUGGAAUGUGUGGCGCACGGUGCUGGAAGAGAACGAGAAGCUAGCACGCGCUCGUCUCGCAGCCGUCGAAGUGUUCCAACAGCACAUCACCGAUGAAGCGAAGCUGCUCCGACACCAGAAGCUCAGCUCUGCUAGGAAGUUUACGGAGGGCCUUGCUCAAGCCCACAAGGAGCUGCAGAUGACUGUAGGUGAAGUUGACAAGACCAAGAAGCUGUACUUCGACGAGGAGCAUACUGCUCAUGACGUGCGCGACAAAGCUAAAGACAUCGAGGAGAAGUUGAAGAAGAAAAAAGGAUCGUUCUUCCAAUCGAUUACUUCGCUGCAGAAGAACAGCGCCAAGGUUUCGUCCCGUCGUGAUCAGCUGGAGGAGAAAUCCACUGGCGCCAGGAACGAUUAUAUUCUAAGCAUUGCAGCUGCUAAUGCUCACCAGAAUCGCUACUUCCUAGUGGAUCUUCAGACUUGCAUGCAAAACAUGGAGUCCUCGGUGUACGAGAAGGUUUCUGAGUACCUUACGCUUAUGGGACGCACGGAACUCUUGACUUGCUCUGCCACCCAGCACUCAUUUGGGAAGAUCAGGGAUCAAGCGCAGCAGCUGACCAGGGAAUAUAACUUGCAAUGCUUGUAUUUAUAUUAUCCAGUGCUGAAGCAACAUAUCCAGUACGAGUUCGAGCCUUGCGACAAUGAUCCGAUUGACACUAUCACCAUGGAGCACGAAUCCGUGGCUGUCACUUUGGCUCAAGAGGCUCGCCGCUGGGCCACCCGCGUAGUUCGCGAGGCAUCCCUCGUCCGGGAUGCGAAUCGCAAAAUCAGUUCUUAUCAAGCUAUGCGGGAGUCUGGACAUAAGGUGGACCCGAACGAACCCAACGGACCUGAGUUGGAAGUAAAGAUGGAUGAAUUGCGUGCCACAAUCCGUCGCUCUGAAAUAUCUAAGGCCAAGUACGAAGCUCGACUGGAAUGCUUAAGAGUCGGAGGUGCUCCUGUAGAUGAUUGGCUAAAGGAAAUCGAUCUGCUGGCUGUCCAGGAGACACUGCCACGCAGCAGCAGCCUGCUAAGUGUUAGAACUGACGCAUCCGGAGCCGCCGACCAGCCGAGCUCGGACUCUUUCUAUGAUAGCGACAACACUGAGGGUGAAGCAGCUGCUUCGGUGGCCGGCACCAGUGGCUCUGGUGGCCACCAACGUACCACUUCGGGCUCUCAGCAUGAGGACGAUCAUGAAGAUGAGGUUGACGCUGCCCUUGAGAUUGAACGCCAGCGAAUCGAGCAACUUGCGGGAGGAUGGGAUGAUCCCACUCAAGUGAACUGGGGUGAAUCCGACCCAGAGCCCUCUACUUCAGAGCCUAUAGAACCACCAGCACCACCGCUUUACAAGUGUACUGCUCUUUACUCUUACACCGCUCAGAAUCCGGAUGAGUUGUCUAUCAUUGAGAACGAACAGCUUGAAGUGGUUGGAGAAGGCGAUGGUGACGGUUGGCUGAAAGCUCGGAACUAUCGCGGAGAAGAAGGCUACGUGCCACACAACUAUCUCGAUGUUGACCAUGAUCAGGCAUCUAGCGCUCCAGGUUUGGUAAGCCAAAUAUCUUUCUCUUCUGUGGAUUACACUGUGGAGGGUGAAGACGCUGACGUUGUCCAGUCACCGGAUCAGAUCUCUGUGAUUUCGGCCCCCGUCGGCAAGCCUGAUGAACCGACUAAAGCCGCAGAAGCAGCUCAGGGCGAGGCCGCUGCUGUAGCCCAGGGGCCACCAAAAGUCGACCUACCGACUCUCGGUUACUGCUUUGCUCUUUACGAUUACGAAGCUGAGGCGUGCGAUGAGCUCAACCUUGAAGAGGGACAGAUUAUUCGCGUUGUGUCCCGUAAUGCUCAUGAUGUGGAUGACGGUUGGUGGCGCGGAGAGACAAAUGGCAUUGUGGGAAAUUUUCCGUCUCUCAUUGUCGAGGAAUGUGACGAGAAUGGAGAACCACUGAGUGUCGUUGAAGAGGACUGGACCCCAUCUGGAUGCGCUCCUCCGGUCUUCGCUUCACCACCGACCUCACCACCAGGUGCUUCAGAUGAAGCUGCGGUAAACGAGAGCAGCGCGGCCCCUCCUCUUGAACCACCACCGCCGCCGCCAGCUGAUCUCGGUGACUCGAUGGACAGCCAGCCCGACUUUAGCUUUAACCUAGAGUUGACCAGGAACCAGCAGGAGCAAUACGGCAUGCAGUUCUCGGAGCCCGCCGGCCCACCCGUGCCGCCCCCAGUCACUAUUGUUGUUGAUGAGGUUGCCAGCGAUAAUUUCGAUGAUGAGGACGAAGAAGAGAUGCCGCAGCCGAUGCCGGUGGUAAAGCCUGUGCCGCCGCCAGUUGAGCUGCCAAGUGCUGGCGAGUGCGGGCUGGGGGUCGCGCAGAUUGUGAUCACAGCGGCCACCCCGAUGGUCGAGGAGCCGGAACUACCGUUCCCGCCCGCAGAGCCGCAGCCGCAGCCGCAACCGCAGAUCGACGACGACGACGAGGAGUCGUCGCUGUCCGAGCAAACCGCGGUGUGCGUGCGUCCGCAGCCGACCUCUAGCUCCACAGGCUCGGAGGGCGAUUCAACAGGCCCGCACUCUCCACCCGCUGCCCCACGAGCCGGUCGCGCCUCCAUCCCCGAUGAACUAGAGCCCGCCCAGCUGGCGAGACUCACCGACCUCAAGGAGUCCAACGCCUAAAGGAUUCGGACGUACUUCUCCUUAACAAGUAUCCUCCAUCUAGAACGGAUCCGGUCGUCAAUCCGAGACCGUUUCUCUGCUAUGCGGUAUUGCAUUAAGCGAAUUCUCAUAUUUCCAACCUUUCAGGUCCCUUAUACAGUAGACGUGUCUCCAAAUAUCACGAUGUAUCUUCGUUCGAUUGUUACCUAUUCCUGAGGAGUUCAGUUUCAAGCUUUGACAACGCGGAACUGUGACUGCUUGUACGGGGCUCUGCGAUCUUUCAUCCUGUUAUUGCAAAAAUAUUUCUAACGACAUAUUGAUACUUUUAGUAAACGUGUUUACAUUACAUUCACAAUUAAUGUAUUAAUGUUAGAAAAACUAUGCGUUAAUUUAAUAAAUAUACUACAUAUAUUAGAGUAGAAAAUAAAGUAGGAUACAUUACUGAUUGUGAUCGUUUUUGUUGUUGAUUGGCGAAAAUAUACUAAUAACCAACUUAAAGCGCGGUAAAUAAUCAUUACUGAACCAAUCAUGCUUCAUUACAAUCGACAACAGAAACGUUCGUAGGUGCAUAGAGAAACGGUCGCAACCCUUACAGAUGUGAAUCAAACAGUAUUCAAAAUUUCGAUUAAAAGCGACAGAUCACCUGUUGACGGAUUGGAGGCCAGAACCGUAACCAAACAUUUUGGUCGACAAAUAAACACGAAAUCACAACGACAACAGCUUGAACACGCUAUAUAUGAAUAAAUUAUAUAUUAUUUUGAAUGGAUAAUUGAAGCUAAUGCAAAAGAUUGUCGGCCACGUUGUUUGUUUACGUAUGGAAGCUUUGUGAGCAUUAAUGAAUUUUUCUACUGUCGGUUUCUACCUUCGGGCAGUGCAGAAGUUCAUUGACAGUAAGGAUGAUACAGGGUGUUACCAAUUUCUCUGAUAUGCACACAAUAAUAAACAUUCAUUAUAACCGUGUUCGUAAUAUGUACAUUGAAUAGGCCAAUCAAAACCCCAACAAUUAAAUCCAGUAAGCAUUUUAAUUUUUAAUCGAUGUUAUUUAAUUAAAGCUUCAAUUUAUAGUCAGUGUUCUAGAAUUAAACACGUAACCGUUUAAAUAUUCAAAGAUUUAGCAUGAGUGUUUUUCAAUUAAUUAGAAUUUAUUGAUAUGUUAGAGAUAAUUUAUAUCUGCAGCUUUUUACUCUGUUAAUUAUAGAGGAUAGUUAGUUACGUUAGUAUGUUGAUAGUAAAUAUCGUUGGGUUCUUCAAAUGAUUAGAUUCCUUUUGAAAUUCAUCGUAAGUGAUAAUUAAUAUUAGCGUUAUUUUAUUAAAAUUUCAUUGGCUUGUUCUAUCAAUUACAAAGUUUAGAAGCGCUGAUGUUUAAUAUACACUUAAUCGAUUAAUAGCUAGUAGUGUUUAUGUGAAAUUAAUAUCUUAAUAUUCUACAGUAGCAAACGUUCAUUCAGUAAAUAAAACCUAAUUAGUUGUAAGAGAGGAUUAUAGCACUCUGAUGGCGUCUCUGAAAAGACUCAUCUCUGUCUAGAAAGCAUAGCACUGUAACUGUUUUUAGAAUUUUGUGCUUUUACACUAUUUUAUUGUAUGUGUUCUUUUCCACAAAGUCGCAACAGAGCAGAGCGAAAUCCAGUUUUAAAUUUAGCUUCAAGUACCUUUAUUUAUUUAGUUAUUCGCCUUUGUAGAGAUGAACACAUAUUAUAUUAGUUACUUAGUUACCUUUUUCAAAAUAGGCAGAUGCAGUCUAAAAUAGGCAAUUGCAGUAAAUCAUUUGUGAAACUCAUUACAAAAUGGAUCCUUAACUUACUACAUUCAGCUGAUCCGACAAACCAAAUGACGUUGUGACAUUUGUUUACAAGAGCGUUGCUGUUAAUAGGGACUACUCAUAAAGCCAAUUUUUUUAAUGGUUUUUUGUUCUAAUCCAAUACACCCAAAUGAUCUGUAUGUAAGAUGUAGGUAACGCUCAAAAUGGGUUAACUUUUAUGCUCUGUGCUGAGAUUGUGUUGAAUAUGAUUCGAACUUUAGUAAAAAUUCAUGGAUGCGUGAACAUAAGUGUCGAAAUCAGUUUUUUUUUAAUUUAAACUCAGAUUAACCUACGGAAGAAAGUUAACAACUUGAAAUUUCUUCUUCGUAAGAUAGAAAAAAAAUCUUUGUAGUAAAUUACGUAGUUUUAGUUUAAAUAAGAGUGCUGAUCCUUAUUUAGUAUAAGCAUACUUAUUAGAGUUUGUCAUUUCAUGUAUUUCUGUGUAUCAAUUAUACCAUCAAAUAAAUUAGACCGCUGUUUGAUUGUAGCUUAUUAUCAACACAAAAUUAUGAAAUACAUGCUAUAUUGGUACAAAUCAUAUGGCGACUCAGAUUGAAGAGACAUUCUGCUAUAAAUUCUUAAUAAUAUAUUAAGAAGUUGGGAGAAUCUUUUAAAAUUUCUUUUAUAACUCAAAUCUCGUAUCAUUAUCAUUUUGACUCGUUCAACACAAGGAGAUAGGAAUUAUUAAGACUGAUAUUCCAUACCCAUCUUCUUGGGGCCACAUAGUGGGAUUUAUAAGUAGCACUUGCGCCUGCCAUAUAUGUUUUUAGACCCCUCUCACUUGUUAUAGGGUAAGCCAUACACGUAUUGGCCAGAUCAUGUCAGACGUAAUUUGAUUUUUUUUAAUUAGUCGGGAGCACUACAGCUACUUUAGGUUUUAAAAUGGAAUAUUAAUUCAAAAUGGAAUUUGAAUGUGAGAGUCAAAAUAAAAGGAGGAAGAUACAUAACAAUUUCAGCUGAAAAUGUAUUAUUAUAAAAUACUCGAAAUAAUAUGGAGUUGUAUUGCAAAAAAAGAGAGUACGAAGUUGCCUAGUUCUUACACGUACAUACAUACAAGAAGUGCAUGUCUAAUAAUUACAAUAAAUUCAAAACAUAUUACCAGAUUGCUAAAAUAAAAAAAAAAAAUCCAAUAAAUGUUGCCUAUGGAAGUAAAAAAGAGAGAUAGAUAUCUCACUAUAUUGUUUACAACGGAAAUAAGACAUUAGAUUUUAAUGAUAUAUUUUCUACGUUUUGCUACUACCUUUAUGAAUAAUUAAACUUAAAAAGUCUCGUCGUCUGUUCAAUCCAGACAGUCUACACGCUUAAAAUAUCUGUCAGAUAGUAUGGUCGAUGCGGUAAACUAAGCAUUGGGGCUCAGAAAAAACAGUGUAAGUAUGAUCCAGAUACAUUAAUUACGACUUCUUCUUUUCAUGACAUACAAAAUAAGGAUUACAUAGAGAUCAUUUGAUUAGAAAAAUAUAUUUUACUGCUUUUUUCAAGUAGUUUUAAUGUGUAAGAUCUGACAAUACUUAGAGUACCUAUGGUAGGUUUAGAGACGAUUAAAAUAUUAUCUGGCAACACUAAACUCGUUCUAGAUAAUUCCAGCCUAUAGUGUAAUACUAUUUAGAAUGAAAAUUGUACAGGGCAUUUUAGGUACUCUGCAGAACUUAUAUUUAUGAGUAGUAUUAUUUACCAAGAAAUAAUGGCAGCCCCCUCACUUUAUAUAAGGAACAGUGCUAAAUACAUUUUUUCAAUCGGUAAUUGGAGCUGUCAUGGUUUAUGUGCUAUUAUUCUUUUAUCUUCGGGGUUGCCAUGAAUAAUCUAUAGAGUACCUAAUCUGGGCAGCAAUUUAAAUCUAUGUUUAAGUGUUAUCAAUACUAUUUAGUUUUCAAAAUCAAUGUACUAUCGCUUUAAUAAUGUUCUGUAAUGCCUUUUUGAUCUAUAAUAUAGUUUC
Messenger RNA from Bombyx mandarina (wild silkworm), 6744 nucleotides. It is a transcript of the gene nwk, whose product is annotated as FCH and double SH3 domains nervous wreck. Gene Ontology annotation, cellular component: recycling endosome; neuromuscular junction. Gene Ontology annotation, biological process: regulation of actin filament polymerization; neuromuscular synaptic transmission. Lineage: Eukaryota; Metazoa; Arthropoda; Insecta; Lepidoptera; Bombycidae. The record is from RefSeq and is a predicted model, not a curated record. Gene Ontology annotation, molecular function: protein binding.